This is a messenger RNA of Galleria mellonella (greater wax moth), 2464 nucleotides long. RefSeq lists its product as uncharacterized. NCBI's taxonomy places the organism in Eukaryota, Metazoa, Arthropoda, Insecta, Lepidoptera, Pyralidae. The record is from RefSeq and is a predicted model, not a curated record. The transcript has 12 exons. Bases 262 to 1818 code for a protein of 518 amino acids.
ACUGCCACAAACAAACAGAGAGCGGCGACCGGCGGCGCCGCACUCGUCUCGUUACUAAACAAGCACAAUUCGAACGGUAACUAUUAAAAUAUAUGUAAUACACAAGAACGUAAAUUAGUAACGUGUCAAGCAAGUUAAUUACAGGUUUAUGUUGCCUGUUUAUUUGUAUAGUGCAGUUAUUUAAUUACAGACAGUAUUGACUAAUAAUAUUACAAGACAGCGGUGUAUUCUACAUACUUGGAAAACGAGAUUAACCAGAAUAUGGAUAUAGUACGGAAAAUUCAAAGUAUUUCAUGGUGCAAGGAGCCUUGGGGAGCGCCAAAUAUUUCCGAUGAAGCAAAGCAGCUACUUAAAGAAUGCACAAAUAUCACUCCACCAGAGUUAAUUGAUGAUCUUCAAGAAAUUAUUCGAAGGAGCAAUGAGUUUCCUAUUAAAUUUCCUAUCGACACUGUAAGAUUAGAAAAACUCAAGACAAGGAGACCUAUUGAAAAGCUGAAAGAAAAUGUAAGGUCCACUUACCCUGUACUCCAUGAACGGGUGCUCGUCCUCAUGGCCAACUUUCUAGUCUACAAGAGGAAGUAUGGAUCAAUCGUCGAAAAAGAAAUGUAUUCGAAAAUGUCUGUGGUAGAACUUAUUGAUAGGAUACUGCACAAACGAGCUAUAUGUUUUAUGAAGAAACAAGAUGUCUACCUGCUUCGGUCAGGUAAAAAGGGUGAAGGCGGUUGGGAGAGCAUAGGCACUGCAGAGGAGCGGCCUCCCCUGGUGCUGGCUGACUACCUGAGCUACGACGAGCUGAAGCUGUCUGCGCUGGUGUCCGUCAGCGGGCCCACCGCCUGCAUCAACGACGGCACGCGCCGCAACUCCGGCGUCGUCAAGGAAGACAACAUUGAGACUGACGCUAUUAUAAUUGGAGUGAUAGGGCCACGUUUCCAGCGUCCAGGGCGCGUAGACUGCGAAGAUAUUCUUAUUACGGAAGACCAGAAUCGUGAAGAGAAUGGCUAUGGAAGUAUUCCUUCGGAUGGACCGGUAACAGCGAAACAAAUGUGGAGGAAAUUGUGGGCGGACUUUUAUCAGAUUCCAAGCAUGACAUAUAAGCAGCUAACGUCAACAGUUCAGCUAAAAGGAGUUGCGGCCCGUGACUCACGCGUGUUCACGGAGCGAUACGCACGAAGACCGCGUUCUAGCGACGUGUUCGACGCUACAGCGUACUCACGGCGGCUCACGCUGCUCGCCGACACGGUGCUUAUCGAGGCCGAUGCUCGCGCCGCCGCCGCCCGGAAACCUGCCUUCGUCAAUAUUAUCGGUGCAGGUCUCGGCGUAUGGAAGAUAUCACCUCAUCAAUUGGACCUGUUCAUCCUCACUUUCUUGCAGAGGAUACACUCACUGCUUAACGACGGAGCGCUGCAUAACAUAUCAGAUGUCAAUUUUGCUUAUAUAAAACCUGGAGAUAGUGUACUUCCUCUGUUCAAGUCAAAUGCAUCUAAAACCGAGAAGAAAGUUUUACUAAAAAAUGAGGCACAUCCAAAAGGUGGCAUCAGCGUGCAGGUGGAGGACCGCGAGCCGUCGUCCGCGCUGGUCGGCGAGCACGCCGGCAAGCUGCUCGUCAUGACGUACGCCUGGGACGGGAACGCGCACCCCGGCAACGAGUUCUGGCUCGGCAAGCUGGCGACGUCGGGCGACCCGGCGGCGGCGUGCUCGACGCAGGUGAGCGAGCUGCACAGCGCGGCCGUCAACCCCGCCGUCUGCGGCCGCAACGCGCGCGUCGCCGCCUCGUGCGGCCUGCGCUCGCUCGCAGCCGCCGCAGCGAACCUCGUCUGAGAACGUGCACGUCCAGAAUAAAUUUAUUCACUUUUAAAAAAUUCAAAGUCAAUUUUUAUUGUACCAUCCGUUUGUAAAUAGUUUCAACUGUCAACCGCUAAGUACUAAAGAUUCGACUGCUACUAAAUGCGUUUCCUUUUCCUAUGUGCGACACUCAAGAGCGAAAUAAUGACACUUCAGUAUUUUUCAACCACAUAAUUAUUGUUGGAAUAUUAUAUUAUUAUUUUAAUAUAAUUUAUUAUUUAUUUGUUUAUUUAUAUACUGUGUUAUUGUACAUCCACUUGCGCACAGGCGCACUUAUCCCUUAAGGGAUUUUUGAGAAACCGAAAGGAGAAAGUGUCUAUGUAUAAUAUUCCAAUGUGUACAUUUUCGCAUACCCGCAGCUAACUAUCUACGACUUGGUACCGACUCUAUAAAGUACACAUAUUGUCGUGCCGCACGAUUGCAAGAGAAUGAGCCUUUGGACAUAUUAUCGCAUUCUUUCUCCAGCUAACAUCUUGGUUUAAUAUUCUAAAAAUAAAUUUAUUUUUAUACUUAUCAAGUUAGCUACUGAUUAAUUAAUCACUAAGUAGUUUAUAAAUAUGUGUAGUAAGAUUCUAAAGUAAUCAUAAUUAUUACAAUAAACACCUUAUUAAAAAAAAAAUAA